Symphalangus syndactylus (siamang) is the source of this 1062-nucleotide messenger RNA. RefSeq names its product rhodopsin (gene RHO). Gene Ontology annotation, molecular function: G protein-coupled receptor activity. Lineage: Eukaryota; Metazoa; Chordata; Mammalia; Primates; Hylobatidae. The record is from RefSeq and is a predicted model, not a curated record. Gene Ontology annotation, cellular component: membrane. Gene Ontology annotation, biological process: phototransduction; G protein-coupled receptor signaling pathway; visual perception.
AUGAAUGGCACAGAAGGCCCUAACUUCUACGUGCCCUUCUCCAAUGCGACAGGAGUGGUACGCAGCCCCUUCGAGUAUCCACAGUACUACCUGGCCGAGCCAUGGCAGUUCUCCAUGCUGGCCGCCUACAUGUUCCUGCUGAUUGUGCUGGGCUUCCCCAUCAACUUCCUCACGCUCUACGUCACCGUCCAGCACAAGAAGCUGCGCACGCCUCUCAACUACAUCCUGCUCAACCUAGCUGUGGCUGACCUCUUCAUGGUCCUAGGUGGCUUCACCAGCACCCUCUACACCUCUCUGCAUGGAUACUUCGUCUUCGGGCCUACAGGAUGCAAUUUGGAGGGCUUCUUUGCCACCCUGGGCGGUGAAAUUGCCCUGUGGUCCUUGGUGGUCCUGGCCAUCGAGCGGUACGUGGUGGUGUGUAAGCCCAUGAGCAACUUCCGCUUUGGGGAGAACCAUGCCAUCAUGGGCGUUGCCUUCACUUGGGUCAUGGCGCUGGCCUGCGCCGCACCCCCCCUCGCCGGCUGGUCCAGGUACAUCCCCGAGGGCUUGCAGUGCUCGUGCGGAAUCGACUACUACACACUCAAGCCAGAGGUCAACAACGAGUCCUUCGUCAUCUACAUGUUCGUGGUCCACUUCACCAUCCCCAUGAUUAUCAUCUUUUUCUGCUAUGGGCAGCUCGUCUUCACCGUCAAGGAGGCCGCUGCCCAGCAGCAGGAGUCGGCCACCACACAGAAGGCAGAGAAGGAGGUCACCCGCAUGGUCAUCAUCAUGGUCAUCGCUUUCCUGAUCUGCUGGGUGCCCUACGCCAGCGUGGCAUUCUACAUCUUCACCCACCAGGGCUCCAACUUCGGUCCCAUCUUCAUGACCAUCCCAGCAUUCUUUGCCAAGAGCGCCGCCAUCUACAACCCUGUCAUCUAUAUCAUGAUGAACAAGCAGUUCCGGAACUGCAUGCUCACCACCAUCUGCUGCGGCAAGAACCCAUUGGGUGACGAUGAGGCCUCCGCUACCGUGUCCAAGACGGAGACCAGCCAGGUGGCCCCGGCCUAAGACCUGCCUAGGACU